This is a messenger RNA of Andrographis paniculata, 1467 nucleotides long. Its product is annotated as acetyl-coenzyme A carboxylase carboxyl transferase subunit beta, chloroplastic-like. The record is from RefSeq and is a predicted model, not a curated record. NCBI's taxonomy places the organism in Eukaryota, Viridiplantae, Streptophyta, Magnoliopsida, Lamiales, Acanthaceae. Gene Ontology annotation, cellular component: acetyl-CoA carboxylase complex. Gene Ontology annotation, molecular function: acetyl-CoA carboxylase activity. Gene Ontology annotation, biological process: fatty acid biosynthetic process. The transcript has a single exon. The coding region runs from base 1 to 1467 and encodes 488 amino acids.
AUGGAAAGAUGGUGGUUUAAUUCGACGGUGUUUACCAAGGAGUUCGAACACAGGUACGGGAUAAAGAAAUCAACGGACAAUCUUGGUCCUAUUGAAAAUACUAGUGAAAGUGAAGAUUCGAAUCAAAAAGGUGGGGCUAAAAACAUUCAUAGUUUGGGGGGUCGUGACAAUUCUAGUUACAGUGAUGUCGAUCAUUUAUUUUUGGUCAAAGACAUUCGGAAUUUCAUCUCUGAUGAUACUUUUUUAGUUAGGGAUAGUACUGGAGACAAUUAUUCGAUCCAUUUUGAUAUUGAAAAUCAGAUUUUUAAGAUUGACAACGAUCAUUCUUUUCUGAGUGAACUUGAAAGUUCUUUUUCGAGUUAUCGAAAUUCUAGUUAUAGGAAUAAUGGAUCUACGAGUGAAGAUUCCUUAUACAAUUGCUCGAUGUAUGAUACUCAAUCUAGUUGGAAUAAUCACAUUACUAGUUGCAUUGACGAUUAUCUUCAGUAUCAAAUCUGUAUUGAUAUGUCCAUUGUAAGUGAUAGUAGUGACAGUUACAUUUCUAGGCGCGUUUUUGAUAAACGUAGAACUAAUAGUGAAAGGGGGGGAUCCAGUAUACGAACCCACGAGAAGAGCAGUGAUUUAACUCUAGGAGAAAAGUCUAAUGAUCUCGAUGCAAUUCAAAACUACAAGCAUUUGUGGGUUCAAUGCGAAAAUUGUUAUGGAUUAAAUUAUAAGAGAUUUUUGAAAUCAAAAAUGAAUAUUUGUGAACAAUGUAGAUAUCAUUUGAAAAUGAGUAGUUCAGAAAGAAUCGAAGUCUCGAUCGACCCCGGUACUUGGGAUCCUAUGGAUGAAGACAUGGUCUCUCUGGAUCCGAUUGGAUUUCAUUCGGAGGAGGAGACUUAUAAAGAUCGUAUUGAUUCUUAUCAACGAAAGACAGGAUUAACUGAGGCUGUUCAAACAGGCAUAGGGCAACUAAAUGGUGUUCCCGUAGCACUUGGGGUUAUGGAUUUUCAGUUUAUGGGGGGUAGUAUGGGAUCCGUAGUCGGGGAGAAAAUCACUCGUUUGAUUGAGUACGCUACCAAUCGAUUUCUACCUCUUAUUAUAGUGUGCGCUUCGGGGGGGGCACGCAUGCAAGAAGGAAGUUUGAGCUUGAUGCAAAUGGCUAAAAUAUCGUCUGCCUUAUAUGAUUAUCAAUCAAAUACAAAGUUAUUUUAUGUCUCAAUCCUUACAUCUCCUACUACUGGUGGGGUAACAGCUAGUUUUGGGAUGUUGGGAGAUAUCAUUAUUGCCGAACCCAACUCCUACAUUGCAUUUGCGGGUAAAAGAGUAAUUGAACAAACAUUGAAUAAAACAGUCCCCGAGGGUUUACAAGUCUCUGAAUAUUUAUUCCAGAAGGGCUUAUUCGACCUAAUCGUACCACGUAAUCUUUUAAAAAGCGUUCUGAGUGAGUUAUUUAAACUACACGCCUUCUUUCCUUUGAAUUGA